AUGGAUCUCUCCGACAUCCGUAACAACAACGACACCGCCGCCGUCACCACCGGAUUAGGUGGAGGAGCAAGACAACUAGUUGACGCAUCUCUCACAAUCGUCCCCAGAUCUACACCCUUAGAAGACUCAACACUCUCAACAACAACAACAACGUCUGCUGUGGCGGCGACUACAACGAAGCGUUCUACUAAAGACCGUCACACAAAAGUCGACGGAAGAGGACGACGGAUUCGUAUGCCGGCGCUUUGUGCGGCUAGGGUUUUUCAGUUGACGAGAGAGUUAGGUCAUAAAUCUGAUGGUGAAACUAUUGAAUGGCUUCUUCAACAAGCUGAGCCGGCGAUUGUUGCUGCUACAGGUACUGGUACUAUUCCUGCGAACUUUUCUACUUUGAGUGUUUCGCUUCGUAGCAGCGGAUCGACUCUUUCGGCGCCGCCGUCUAAAUCGGUGCCGCUUUACGGUGCUCUUGGAUUGACUCAUCACCACCAACAUCAGUUUGAUGAACAAGGAGGUGCGUUUGCUGCGGCGGCUCUUGCGACGCCGCUUUUAGGGUUUCAUCAUCAUCUUCAACAGCACCACCAACACCAUCAGACUCAAGCUCCGGUGGAAACGAUUCCUGACGGUGAGAAUUUCUCGAGGAAACGGUAUAGAUCGGUUGAUUUGUCUAAGGAAGAUGAUGAUGAUAGGAAACAGAACGAGAGUAAGUCUUUAAAAGAAAGUGAAACUCCGGAUCCUGCGGCGGCGCCGAUGUGGGCGGUUGCUCCGACGAGUAGGUCUAGUGGUGGGAACACUUUUUGGAUGCUUCCGGUGCCACCCGGUAAUCAGAUGGAGAGUAGUAGCAAUAACAACAACAACACGGCGGGCCACCGUGCUCCUAUGUGGCCAUUUGUGAACUCUGGCGGAGCUGGAGGCGGAGGAGCUGGAGCUGGAGCUGCGACUCAUUUUAUGGCGGGAACAGGGUUUAGUUUUCCGAUGGAUCAGUAUAGAGGGAGUCCUCUUCAACUAGGCUCGUUUGUAGCUCAGCCGCAGCCGACUCAGAACUUAGGUCUAAGCAUGCCGGACUCGAAUCUCGGGAUGUUAGCAGCUUUGAACGCGGCUUAUUCGAGAGGCGGAAACGGAAACGGGAAUGCGGAACUAGCGGUGGAGCAUCAAGAGAAGCCGCAACAGAGUGAUCAUGAUGAGGAAAGCAGAGAAGAGAACUCCAAUAGCUCUGAGUGAGUUGAUGUAAAACUAAUCUUAUGAGAUCAUUUGAAAUUGGUAAGAAAUUAAUUUUAAGCGUUUGAUUGCUCGCUGUGACAUUUGUGUGUUGUUGUUUAGUAGUCUUGUCUUUUGUGUGAAGAAAUUGUUAGGUUUGGGUCCAAAUGGACUCUCGUGGGUAGAGAAUGUUUUCAUUGUAUAGUAGGAGGAGGAAUGAUAGGACCCGUGAUUUGUUUUUCUAUUUCUCAUUUUUCAUU
This is a messenger RNA of Camelina sativa (false flax), 1451 nucleotides long. Its product is annotated as transcription factor TCP8. Gene Ontology annotation, molecular function: sequence-specific DNA binding; DNA-binding transcription factor activity. Gene Ontology annotation, cellular component: nucleus. The record is from RefSeq and is a predicted model, not a curated record. Lineage: Eukaryota; Viridiplantae; Streptophyta; Magnoliopsida; Brassicales; Brassicaceae.